This is a messenger RNA of Suillus paluster, 1059 nucleotides long. RefSeq names its product UbiA prenyltransferase family. Bases 1 to 897 code for a protein of 298 amino acids. Gene Ontology annotation, cellular component: mitochondrial inner membrane. Gene Ontology annotation, molecular function: 4-hydroxybenzoate polyprenyltransferase activity. NCBI's taxonomy places the organism in Eukaryota, Fungi, Basidiomycota, Agaricomycetes, Boletales, Suillaceae. The record is from RefSeq and is a predicted model, not a curated record. Gene Ontology annotation, biological process: ubiquinone biosynthetic process. The transcript is spliced from 8 exons.
AUGCCCUCCAAGGCAAGAUCAUUGUUCGAGCUCACCAGGCUCCACUGGUUCCCAGUGGGGAGCGACUUCAACUUUUGGCCCUUCGCUUGGAGCUUCCUGUCGGCAGCCUAUCGUCUGGCAUUGCCCAUGCACGACGUCGCGAAAAAUAUCUUAUUUUAUGCAUUGCUGGGCACACUGAUACACAGCGCUGGCUGUGUCAUAAAUGACAUGCUUGACCGCGACUUCGAUCGCAAAAUUGAACGCUCGAAAGGCCGACCAAUCGCAUCGGGAGCUGUCACCAGAACCGAAGCUUCAAUUCUUCUGGCGGUCCUCGUUGCUGCCAUCUUUUACAUGUUUUCGACUGUUGGCACCACGGGCUUCACACUCGGUGUUGUUAUGCUCCCUGCUGGUGGCGGGAUGUAUCCACUGACGAAGCGCUGGAUGUACUGGACUUCUUUGUUCCUCGGUAUCCCUUUUUUUUGGGCAGUUCCAUUCACUUGGGUUGCAACGACGGGUCAGUUCAAUUGGGAUAUGAUCCUGAGCGUUGCAACCGCGUCCUGCUGCUGGACAUGUAUCUACGACACCAUUUACGCAUGCCAGAUGAAUCGACUGGAAGCCGGGGUAAAGUCCAUGGCGGUUCGUCUGGGCGAAGGCAUUCGUCCUGCGUUGAGUUUGUUUGAUGUGACCUUCUUUGCGUCCCUUUUGUAUGCUGGGUACUUAAACGACCAGCAUCUCCCGUUUUACGUGAUCAGUGUUAUUGCACCGUUCCUGCUCUGUCUCUGGCACGUAUGGUCGUUUGAUCAUAAUGAUCCCAAAGAUAGCUGGAAGAAAUUCAUGGCAGGUCGCCACGGCGCGGCGAUGGUCUGCGCUGGAUUGGUCGUAGACCACUACUUCAAACUUGCGUCCCUAACCGGUUAAGGAUACACUUCUUCAACGCCGAGAAUUCAAACCGUUCCCACUGGAUAACCUAGGCUUUUAUGUGUUUCUGUUUUGUUAUGUUUUGACUAUCUGAUAGAGGAAUCGUUAUAUCAAUACCCAUCUGACAAAGAGUAGCGCACCAGGAAUCAUUAUAUCAAUACC